This is a messenger RNA of Sclerotinia sclerotiorum 1980 UF-70, 783 nucleotides long. RefSeq lists its product as hypothetical. The record is from RefSeq and is a predicted model, not a curated record. The transcript is spliced from 3 exons. The coding region runs from base 1 to 783 and encodes 260 amino acids. Gene Ontology annotation, cellular component: cytoplasm. Lineage: Eukaryota; Fungi; Ascomycota; Leotiomycetes; Helotiales; Sclerotiniaceae.
AUGGCCGGUACCGGGAAAGCAGUUGUACUUGGGAUCAGCGGAUGUUCGUCUAGUGGUAAGACAACUCUUAGUCGACUUUUGCGUGAUAUAUUCCCAAACACUUUCAUCCUGCAUGAAGAUGACUUCUACCGACCUGAAGAACAACUUCCUAAAAAGCAUGAUCUGGUAGAUUGGGACUGUGCUGAAGCUUUGGAUGUACCAGAAAUGGUCAAAUCCCUUGAACAUAUACGCAAAGAAGGCACAUUUCCUCCUAAUCUCGAUUCCAAAGAAGAUCAAAACUCCAUUGGAGAAUGUCCAGUCCCAGAUACAGAGAUUGAAGCAUUGAAAGCUCAAGUAAAACUAUGGACUCAGCCUGGACAGCCAGGUCAUGGAAUUCUAUUAGACACAGAUUCUCCUAUUCGGCUUUGCGUUUUUGACGGGUUUCUCCUCUACUCCAAGUCUUUGGUCCAAGUUCAAUCUCAAAUUGAUAUAAAACUUUUCCUUCGUGUUAGCUAUGAAAAAGCAAAAGGUCGAAGGGAAGCCCGCAGUGGCUAUGUAACCCUCGAGGGGUUCUGGGAAGACCCACCAGGGUACGUUGACAAAAUUGUCUGGCCAAAUUAUGUUGAGGAUCACAAGUGGAUGUUCGAAGGUGGUGAUGUUGAGGGUCAACUAAAGGAAGAUAUUGUCAAUGAUUUGAGUCUGAAAUGUCAAGAUGGAGGUUUGGAUAUCGAUAUGACGACGACACUCAAGUGGGCUGUGGCUACGGUCAUAGAGUCCUUGCCUUCUUUUGCACGGGGAGCCUGA